AUGAAUGCUAAGGUUGAGGAUUGUAUUCACCACAGAAGGAAGAACCAUCGGGUUGUGAUUCUUAAUAGGAUUGAGGUGGAGAUCGAGAAGUUUAAAGAGAAUAGGAAUGUUGAAGAAGAUGAUAUAUAUCUAUGGAGGAGUGGAAAUGACAAAUACAGAAGGAAGUUCUUAACAACAGAAACUUGGCAGGUUAUCCGAAAAAAACACCAAGUAUAUGAUUGGCAUAAGGCUAUCUGGUUUAAAAAUGCGACGCCUAAAUAUGCUUUUGUGACCUGGGUUGCUAUGAGAGACAGGCUUUCAACCGGGAGUAGAAUGGUGCAAUGGAAUGCAAACGUUGACGCCUCUUGUAUCUUAUGUCAAACUCCUAUGGAGACAGUUGGUCAUCUUUUCUUUGAGUGUCCAUUCUCUGAGCAGAUAUGGAGGAAUCUGGCGAGAGGUGUAAUGAGGGAGAGAUACACAUCAAACUGGUCUGAGAUAGUAAGGGUCUUAAUGGAUGAGAAGCAAGAUAAGCUUCAACUCUUCACUAUCAGAUAUCUAUUCCUAUCGGUUCAUGGAAUUUGGAGGGAAAGAAACAGAAGAAGACAUGGUGAGAAAGCCUCCCCCCCCCCCGAACUCUUAACUAAAUUGUUUGAGAAGACUAUGCGAAACAGAUUUUCAAUAGCUCAGAGGAGGAAGGAUAAGAAGCUUGAGGGUGGGCUUCAAUUCUGGUUCUCAAACAGAUAG
Brassica rapa (field mustard) is the source of this 723-nucleotide messenger RNA. RefSeq lists its product as uncharacterized. NCBI's taxonomy places the organism in Eukaryota, Viridiplantae, Streptophyta, Magnoliopsida, Brassicales, Brassicaceae. The record is from RefSeq and is a predicted model, not a curated record.